AUGAUGCAUCGUGCAAGGGCUGUUUUCGCAAUAACACACAAGGCUGGCAACGGAGAACGAUUUGCUUCAUGGCUUCUUAACAAACCACAGGCAGCCGCUGUGACAGUAAAUGCCAAUAGGCUGAAAAGUUCGACAGCGGCUGAACCCUUUCUCAAUGGCUCCAGCUCAGCAUACGUAGAGACCAUGUACAAUGCAUGGUUAACAGACCCCAACUCAGUACACGCGUCGUGGGAUGCGUUUUUCCGCAAUGCGACAAACGGUGCUCAACCUGGCGCGGCAUACACUCCUCCACCGAACCUCGCUCCUUACUCUAAAAAUGAAGUUCCCCUCAAUUCUCUAGUGCCUGCUGGCGGCGGAAUGCCAUCCAUUUCUGCAGGUUCGCCGAUUAACGAGAAGAUCAUUGAUGACCAUCUCGCUGUACAGGCAAUCAUAAGGAGUUAUCAGUCUCGUGGUCACCUAGUGGCGCACUUAGAUCCAUUGGGGAUCUCAACUGGAGACCCAGCGUCCAGUGGCGAAUGGCAUGGCGGUUUACGUGCCUUUGCUAGCGAAGCUGUCAUUAGAGAACACGUCAGAUUCGAUGAGGCUGACAUGGACAGGGUAUUUAAAUUGCCAUCCACUACAUUUAUUGGCGAGAAAGAGAAAGCACUGCCUUUAAGAGAGAUCCUGAACCGUUUAGAGCAGGCGUACUGUAACAAUAUUGGUAUCGAGUUCAUGUUUAUCAACUCUUUGGAACAAUGCAAUUGGAUCAGACAACGUAUGGAGCCCCCCAAUGUAACGAAAAUGAGCAACGAUCAGAAGAGAUUAAUCCUAGCUCGUCUCACCAGAUCUGCCGGAUUUGAGAAUUUCCUGGCGAAGAAAUGGUCUUCGGAGAAACGUUUCGGCUUGGAAGGUUGCGAGAUUUUAAUUCCUGCCAUGAAACAAGUCAUUGACGUCUCCACUAAACUUGGUGUUGAGUCAAUCAUCAUGGGCAUGCCACACAGGGGUCGUCUAAAUGUCUUGGCUAAUGUUUGCCGAAAGCCACUUCAUCAACUAUUUACCCAGUUUGCUGGCCUCGAAGCUGAAGAUGACGGUUCUGGUGAUGUAAAAUAUCACUUGGGUACCUACAUUGAGCGUUUGAACCGUGUGACGAACAAGAACAUUCGCUUGGCUGUAUGCGCCAACCCCUCGCACUUGGAGGCUGUUGAUCCCGUCGUGCAGGGCAAAACGAGGGCUGAGCAAUUUUACAGAGGCGACAAUGAGGGAAAGAAGGUCAUGUCUAUCCUGCUUCACGGUGACGCAGCGUUCGCUGGCCAAGGUGUAGUGUUCGAGACCAUGCACUUGUCGGACUUGCCCGCUUAUACCACACACGGAACUAUCCAUAUCGUCGCUAACAACCAGAUCGGAUUCACUACUGACCCCAGGCACUCCCGAUCUUCGGCUUACUGUACAGACGUGGCCCGCGUGGUGAACGCGCCGAUCUUCCACGUGAACGGCGACAACCCCGAGGCGGUGAUGCACGUGUGCAACGUGGCGGCCGAGUGGCGCGCCACCUUCCACAAGGACGUCGUCAUCGACAUCGUCAGCUACCGCCGCAACGGACACAACGAGGUCGACGAGCCCAUGUUUACUCAGCCUCUCAUGUACCAGAAGAUCCGCAAUACCAAGCCCGUGUUGGAGAAAUAUGCCGAUCAACUUAUCGCCGAGGGUGUAGUAACCGCUGAAGAAGUAAAGGAUGUUAAAGACAAGUACGACAAAAUUUGUGAAGAUGCUUACAAUCAGGCUAAACAGGAAACUCACAUCAAGUACAAGGACUGGCUCGAUUCGCCCUGGUCCGGCUUUUUCGAGGGCAAGGAUCCACUUAAGAUGUCCACUACAGGCGUGGUUGAAGAGACUCUCGUCCACAUCGGCAGAAGGUUCUCAUCUCCUCCUCCUAACGCUGCCGAAUUCGAAAUCCACAAGGGUCUGCUGCGUAUCCUCAAGGCUCGCAUGGAGAUGGUGGAGAACCGCACCGUGGACUGGGCGCUUGCCGAGGCGAUGGCUUUCGGCUCCCUGCUCAAGGAGGGCAUUCACGUGCGUCUGUCCGGUGAAGACGUCGAACGUGGUACUUUUUCUCAUAGACAUCAUGUGCUUCACCACCAGAAGGUAGACAAGGCCACUUACUGCCCGUUGGCUCACCUCUACCCUGACCAGGCCCCUUAUACCGUGUGCAACAGCUCACUUUCUGAAUAUGGUGUGCUGGGCUUCGAGGUGGGAUAUUCAGUGACCAACCCCAACGCUCUUGUGCUUUGGGAGGCGCAGUUCGGUGACUUUAACAACGUAGCGCAGUGCAUCAUCGACCAGUUCAUCUCCAGCGGACAGUCCAAGUGGGUGCGCCAGUCCGGCAUCGUGCUGCUGCAGCCGCACGGCAUGGAGGGCAUGGGGCCCGAGCACUCCUCCGCCAGGCUCGAGAGGUUCUUGCAGAUGAGCGCUGAUGACCCAGAUUAUAUGCCACCAGAAAGCACUGAUUAUGAAGUGCGGCAGCUGCACGACGCCAACUGGAUCGUGGCGAACUGCUCGACGCCCGCGUCGCUGUUCCACAUCCUGCGGCGGCAGAUCGCGCUGCCCUUCCGCAAGCCGCUCAUCCUCAUGACGCCCAAGUCGCUGCUGCGCCACCCCGAGUGCCGCUCCUCCUUCGACGAAAUGAAGGAGGGCACUACCUUCAAAAGGGUAAUACCAGAUGAUGGCCCAGCUUCACAAUCCCCCCAGAACGUUCGCAAAUUAGUGUUCUGCUCAGGCCGUGUGUACUACGAUCUAUUGAAGCACCGCCGCGACAAGGGACUCGAGAAGGACAUUGCUAUAGCACGAGUCGAGCAAAUCUCUCCAUUCCCGUACGACUUGAUCAAGUCUGAGAUAGCGAAGUACCCUAACGCGCAGUUGGUGUGGAGCCAGGAGGAACACAAGAACAACGGCUCCUGGAGCUACAUCGAGCCACGCUUCAGGACGUUACUGCAGAACCAGAAACAGAUACACUACAACGGGCGUGCGACCGCCGCCUCUCCGGCCACGGGCUCCAAGGCCGCUCACAACAAGGAGUUGAGGAAUCUCCUGGAAGAGUUCUGCGUAUUAUAA
This is a messenger RNA of Arctia plantaginis, 3087 nucleotides long. Lineage: Eukaryota; Metazoa; Arthropoda; Insecta; Lepidoptera; Erebidae. The record is from the annotation of a GenBank genome assembly.